This is a messenger RNA of Racocetra fulgida, 354 nucleotides long. The record is from the annotation of a GenBank genome assembly. NCBI's taxonomy places the organism in Eukaryota, Fungi, Glomeromycota, Glomeromycetes, Diversisporales, Gigasporaceae.
CAUGAUGGAAAAUUACCAAGCACAUCUGCCGAGAAAAAACAAUUCAAACAACUUAUUGAGAAUGGUAGGCGGAAUGCUGAUGAAGAAAAUUUUAAUGAGGCAUUGGCUAAUGCGUGGAGAGCCUUUACCCCUACUAAAGUAACAAGCCAAGUUCAAGAAAUAUUUAAUGACCCAGAAUGUGAAUCUAUAACUGCAAAUUCCUCUAGCUUUUGGAUCAUUACGCGUGCUAUUCGUGAUUUCGUUACGAAUGAAGGUCAAGGAUUAUUACCUUUGGCUGGAGCUGUUCCUGAUAUGAAGGCUGAUACUUCUACAUAUGUCACAUUGCAAACUGUGUAUGCAACAGAUGACUUUUAA